UUUCACCGAGCGGGUUGAGUGGACCAAUCAGAGGGAGGGUUUUACACCCCAUUUUCCCGCGAGAAACUUGAACCUUCUGAACUUCAACUCGCAUCACUUCCAGCACUUCUCCCUGCUACCACCCCCUCCCCCUCCCCCUCUUCCCGCUUUUGCGAUCCAAUCCCUUCCCAUCCAUCACUUUGUUGAUUGGAGGGUUUGAAUUCGACAUGCUGGCCCGUACCUUUUCGCGCGUGCCCUCCCGGGCCAUCGCACGCCAAACGCUCGGCAAGUCCACGCGUGCUUCCUCCACCGCCGCCGGUGCCGAGGCCGCCAGCUCCCCCUUCCACCUCACCCUCACUGCCUCGCUCGCAACCGCCGCGGCUGCCGGUUCCGCCGCGUGGUACUACCACCUCUAUGGCCAGGAGGCCUUCGCCAUGACACCCGCUGAGGAGGGUCUGCACGCUACUCAGUACCCUUGGGUGCACCAGCGCUUCAACAAGACUUUCGACCACGCUGCUCUCCGCCGUGGUUUCCAGGUCUACCGUGAGGUCUGCGCUUCUUGCCACUCCUUGACCCGUGUCCCCUGGCGCUCAAUGGUUGGUGUUAUGCACACCGUCGAUGAGAUGAAGGCUAUGGCCGAGGAGAACGAGUACGACACCGAGCCCAACAACGAGGGCGAGAUCGAGAAGCGCCCCGGAAAGCUUUCCGACUACAUCCCUCCCCCCUACAAGAACGACGAGGCUGCCCGUGCCUCCAACGGCGGUGCUCUGCCCCCGGAUCUCAGCUUGAUCAUUAAGGGCCGUCACGGUGGCUGCAACUACGUCUUCAACCUGCUGACCGGUUACCCCGAUGAGGCUCCCGCCGGUGCCAGCGUUGCCGAGGGCAUGAACUUCAACCCCUACUUCCCCGGUACCGGUAUUGCCAUGGGUCGUGUUCUCUUCGACGGUGUUGUUGAGUACGAGGAUGGCACUCCCGCCACCACCUCCCAGAUGGCCAAGGACGUCACUGAGUUCCUGAACUGGUCCGCCGAGCCCGAGAUGGAUGACCGCAAGAAGAUGGGUGUCAAGGCCAUUGCCAUCCUCACCGGUCUGUUCGCCAUCUCUGUCUGGGUCAAGCGCUACAAGUGGGCCCCGAUCAAGUCUCGCAAGGUCGUGUACAGCCCCCCGAUCGCCCCCCGCCGUUAAACGCCAGUCAGCAAGAACUAUAUGAGUUGGAAAAUGGGAGAGGUUAACGAGGCUACGUGACCCAUCGGGCAUUAUAUGCAUUGUUGCCCCCCGUGUGUUAUGUCGCCUGGGAGAAAUCUCUUUCGUCAUUUGUUUUUUUUUUGUGUCUAGGGUCGCGGCCCUUGUUUUGUUAGAACACUCCCGGCACAUGUAUCUGUAUCCUAGAUAUAUUCUUUUUUUGCCCUUCCGAAAAUUGUGCUGGAGGAGUCAACCGAAUUUAAUUUCCUUUGUGAAUGCAGCUGUUUCUGUGGAAUCACCGUGCACAUAUGACGCUAGAAAAUUGGAGAUCAAAAAAGGCUGAUAUCUUGAGAUGGAGGAUGUUCUUAGAUUCAUUGCUCA
Molecule: messenger RNA, 1541 nt
Organism: Penicillium pulvis
Lineage: Eukaryota; Fungi; Ascomycota; Eurotiomycetes; Eurotiales; Aspergillaceae
Product: ubiquinol--cytochrome-c reductase catalytic subunit CYT1
Exons: 5
Coding region: 207-1163 (318 amino acids)
Biological process (GO): mitochondrial electron transport, ubiquinol to cytochrome c
Molecular function (GO): heme binding; electron transfer activity
Source: RefSeq, a predicted model, not a curated record